Messenger RNA from Actinia tenebrosa (Australian red waratah sea anemone), 544 nucleotides. Its product is annotated as dual specificity protein phosphatase 14-like. Gene Ontology annotation, biological process: protein dephosphorylation. Gene Ontology annotation, molecular function: MAP kinase tyrosine/serine/threonine phosphatase activity. Gene Ontology annotation, cellular component: cytoplasm. The record is from RefSeq and is a predicted model, not a curated record. NCBI's taxonomy places the organism in Eukaryota, Metazoa, Cnidaria, Anthozoa, Actiniaria, Actiniidae.
CUUGAUUGACUGGAUUUCUCUCAAUAAAUGCACAUGUAUCGUUCCACAGAGCUUAGAACCGCGGUCCAUUACAGUCCUUUAAGCAUCAUGAGUCAGAUAACAGAUUUCUUGUACCUUGGAAGCCUUCGUAUGGCUAUGGAUGAAGAGAUUCUGAAGGCGAAAGGAAUCACACAUAUCAUAAACGCUACUAUGGACGAAAGCCCCAAAUACAAAAUAUCAAUAAAGUGUAUGAGGGUUAAGGUAAACGACGACCCCGAAUGUAACAUUGGACGUCAUUUUGACAACGUAGCUGACAAAAUAGAAGAAGUAAACAAAAAGAGUGGAAGAGUGUUGGUCCAUUGUGUUGCUGGAGUUAGCAGAUCAUCUACUUUGGUUAUAGCAUAUUUAAUGAAAUAUCAAAAAAUGAACCUAAAAGAUGCUUACACAAUGGUGAAGGAAAAGAGAGCUCUUAUCAAUCCCAAUCGAGGGUUCUGGCUCCAUCUCAUAGAUUAUGAAAGAAAAUUAUUUGGUAAAACCACAGUCAAUAUGAAAGACACUAAAUACG